AACGAUCAAACAACGAGACUGUCCUUGGAGAUCGUCACUUAUUUUUGUAAUAAUAAAUAGAGGUAGAUAGUUAGAAUAGUUAGUUUUUCCAAGCAUUGCUCCAUAAUUAUUAUUUUAUGGCUUGUAAUAGACGGUUCUAGAGUUCCGCCGAACUGUCAGUCACAUUCUUUAUGCCGGUUUUUGAAUAUCGAUAGAAGGCGGAAUUUGCUCUCUAUACCCUUGUGAAAUUAUCUGCAUAUAUUCUCGCGCCCUACUCAAUAGAGGGGUUCGAAUGCGCUAAGUUGUACUCAAUGAUUAUGUUCGAGACUAAAUAUGCCUUAAUGCGGGAUGUUUUGAAGCUAAAAUAAAUGCUUCCUUAACUCCGUGUAAGUUUGCGACAGUUACCACAUUUUCGAAGUAACCAAUUUUAAUCAAAUCAAACUGUAGACAAAUGAAAUUUACCAGGCCAUAGUUUCAGGCAAAGUGGAAAUGAUCUAAGAAAAUAGAAGUUCCUAAUGGUCUACACGUAAUCGCGCGUGUCCUGAUUUUUCGUUCCGCUAGAAUCUGAGUAUCAGCUCGACAUAGAUUAGACUAACUUAACUUGUAAACUGACUCAGACAGUCGUGUUCUGUUUCAAUGUGUUUUUCGAUCCUGUACUAUGCAGUGUAUGCAUGUGGUGCAGGCUUUGCGGUUUUCGAGAAGUCAUCUAAUUUUCUGUAUUUCUGAAAUUUGCGACGAGUGUAACAGAGCGAUCACAUGCGCAUAUAAUGGAGACCGAACCGCGCUGUGAAGUGGCCUUGGCCGCCAUCCAAACUCUGAAUGAGGCAAAAGACACAUAUCAGCAAGAACAGGCAGCAAAAUGGCUAGAGCAGUUGCAAAAUUCCGUUUACGCUUGGAAGAUUUCAGAUGAAUUGCUUCAUCGGAAUGCCAAUAUAGUGAGUUGCCACUGUGCUGCCCAAAUGAUGAGAAAUAAGAUCCAGUACAAUUUUGACGAGUUGCCCGUAACCUCUUAUGAAUCUCUGAAAGAUUCCCUAUUAAAUCAUUUAUCUAAGAAGUGGCCUCUUAUCGUGGUGACUCAGUUAGCUCUUGCGAUUUCCGAUUUGGCUCUUGUUAUGUCACAAUGGAGAAAUCCUAUCGCCGAUAUCUUCGACAGAUUAGCGCCAUCGAAUCCGACAGACACAGCAACUCAAAUUAUUCUAUUUGAGAUUCUUACUGUUUUUCCUGAAGAAGUAGUGAAAAACACAAGGCUUAAGCUAGGUCAGAAUCGGCGCGAAGAGGUAAAGCAAAGCCUACGGGCUUCAGCAAGUCGGGUAAUUGAGACGAUGACUUCUGUCCUUCAAGGGGUCAAUGAUGACCGCACUCACUGUCAGGUGUUCCGUGCAUUAGAAUCGUGGCUGGCUGCGGACGCUUUGCCGCCUAAUGAUCGGAUCUUAUUGACCAUCAUGCUUCCUAUGGGUUUUGAUCUAUUGGCAAAUACUCAAACAAGUGAAGCGCUCCACUCAACAGUGUCUCAAGCACUUAGCAAGGCCAUUUUUCUAGCAGAGGAAUCUAGGAAGCAUCCUGACCUUGCUUGGCUAUGCGCCAAUAGAGUCUUCCAACUACACGAUACGUAUUUGCGUUUAGUCAGCGAAGAGGAUCCAGCUAGAACAACAAAUAUCGUUCACCUUUUUACUGACUUAGCGGAAUCAUUAACGGAGGACUUUAUCACUACACCUGGGCAAGGAUUGGGGGACUUUCGAACUAUAGAAUUAAUCCUCCUUUGUAUGCAACAUUACGAUUAUGAGAUAGCCGAGCUGACCUUCGACUUCUGGUACAAGUUUUCGGCAGCACUGUACAAACUGGACAAUAGCGAUAUGCAAGAGGUGUACAAGCCAUAUGUGAUGAGAUUAAUUGCGGCACUCUGCCAUCACUGCCAACUAGAAGCUGACCGAGAGGGACUACCAGACAAAGAUGAUGAAUUUACCGCGUUUAGAGAAAGGUGUAACGACAUGGUCGAUGAAGUCGCUUUCAUUGUCGGGAGCAGAGAUGCAUUUCGGAUGCUUACAGAACGCCUUUCGCAGAUGAGCGCACAGGGACCUCCAUGGAACGUGACGGAAGCAACGUUGUUUACAAUGACAGCGCUCGGACCGAAACUCGUUCCAGAAGAGAGUGAACUCAUCCCUCCGGUUCUUGAUGCCGUCUUGGCGUUGCCAGACAAGUGCCACGUUGCUGUUAGAUACACUGGAAUACGACUCUUAGGAAAGUUAGCCGAAUGGUUGUCACAUCAUCCACAAUAUCUAUGGACUGACAACCACAGCGUGUUGAGUCUUGUCGUAAAUUCGCUGAAUACGCCAGUCGUAGCGGCGGGGGCAUACACUCUACAACAGGUAUGCACAUUUUGUCGAGAGCACCUUCGACCACAUGCGUCUAAUCUCGGCGACUUGGUCAUAUCAGUGCAGCAGCAGCUGGGCCCAUCCGGGGUUCUGUCAACUGAGGCGAUUUCAGGCCUCUUGCAAGGUGCCACCCAUGUCCUAGCCGAAGCUGGAGAUUCAACGAGACUUCUUGCACUGCUUGAGGUUCAGUUGAGGCCUAUUGAUGAUAUGCUCCUUAACCCAAAUCACCAGAUUUUACACAGGAAUCACAUUUCUGAUCCUGUUUUGUGGGCGGACCGGGUAGCCGUUCUGUUCAGGGAACUCUCGGAACUUCGUCCGCAUAAAUCGUCGACCGGUGGCUCUUUGAGCUCAAACCAGGCGCAACCGAUAACAUCAAAGUCACAAGACAACCCAAGCGAAGUGUCUGCUGCGAGCGACAAGGGUGGAAAUCCUGAGUAUUUGCUAUUGAGCUUAGACGAUUCGUUAGCCCUGGCUCAGAGGGCAUGGCAUUCACUGGACGGCACUCUACAGCGGUGGACAGCAGAUACGCGUAUCGUCGAGCGCGUGAGCCGAACUAUAAAGUACAUGGUUCGCUUCCUUUCAACGGCCGCAUCGCCCCUGGUUGACCCACUAGUUAAUCGACUUGUCUCUACAUAUAAAAUUCACCCGCAUUCAUGUUUCCUCUAUUUAGCCAGUAUUCUCGUGGACGAAUUCGGACGAAUGCCAAGUUGUGUCCCUGGCUUGAUUUCGUUAGUAAACACACUUGCGGAGACCACAUUCCAGACGCUCAACUCAGCCGAAGCCCUCGAGCAAAAUCCCGAUACUAUAGAAGACUUUUUUCGGUUGUGCACACGUUGUGUUCAGCGUGCGCCUCUUGCUCUCAUGUCCUCCAGUUGUUUCCGUGGAAUCCUUGAAUACAGUCUGGCUUGCCUAUCAUAUGAACGUCGCGACGCCCAUGCGGCCGUUUUAAGAUUUCUAGGAGAGCUUCUGUCUUGUACGAGAGACAACGAUAAAACGGUUGAUUCAGCUCUUCGAACAAAUACUGUUAAUAUUUUUAAUGAGAUGGGCGCGCGAUUUGUGUACGGCCUGGUCGAAGCUGCGAUAUUAAAACUUCCUCUGUAUCUUAGUCAUGACUUUGCGGAAAUACUCUACGACAUCAGCAGAUUAGUAGACAGGCCAAAAUAUUUAGAGUGGCUUGAGGCGGCUGCCCGCUCGCUACCAGUGGUCGGAGUGGGUGGCACUGUCACCGUAACACCUGCACAAUUGGACACCUUUCUACACUCGGCAAGAGCUGCCAACACCAUCAGAGAACUUGCUAAUGCACUUAAAGUUCUCGGCAGACUUUAUGUUUAAACCAGCCAACAGGGCAAAUUGGAUUCAGCAGAAAAAGCUAACUUAAAUUCGGCUCCUCAGCUUAAAAAUAUAUAUGCAAGAGCUAAAGGUUAAUAAUGGCUCCACUGAUAAACCCCAGAACCUAAAUCGCCUCGACACGUAUCAUGUCGUACAGCGGAGACCUGGAGAACAGAAAACAGAGUCAACGUUAACACCGAAAGGUUUACUUUGACUAUGAGAGUUUCUGUGAAUUUUACAAAACAAUGUCUAUAGGGUUGCAUAUCUAGGAGAAAAAUACGUUAAACGUUGUUACUUAUAUUGACUCAGUCUUACCUACGGGGUACCCCCCGUACAUUACAAGUACCCACCCGCCUAAUACUGGGAGCUUCUGCCGCAGCCUAUAUCACAUUGAGGAAAAUUGUAUGAUGUAAAAUGAAACGCAAGACAAAAACGAGGCAAGACAAAAAAUUCACACCGUGUGCUAAACAUCACUUUAUAUAUAUAUAUAUAAGGAAAAAGAUCGAAUGAACUCGGUGCGAUUAGUUUAGAGAUAAAGAAAUAUGUGAUGUAUUACAACCGACCUGAAUAAAAAGGACCUUUAGUGGGGUGAAAUUGUCAUGUCAGACAUAAAGGGGUGCCCUGGAAACUUUGUUGUCCGGAUAAUGUGAUGCAAAAACCGAAAUGCAAAGUGCACUUUUCUCUAAAGGAAAUAUUAAUAGAGAAAUAUAAAUUAAGCGUACUACGAGAAAUAUUAGGUAGCAUUAUUCAGGCUUACAUUGGAAUAGAACAACUAGAAUACCACUAAUUCUUUAGAGUAGAGCACCAUCUUUCAGUACAUACAGAUGAUGGCACACUAUUAUUUAUAAGAAAAAAAAAAGAACACAAAUCAUUGCGUAUCCGUUUGUCCGGGAUAUUGGCCUAAGGGUAGUUCUUAAGCAAAAGGAGACUAAAUCCCAGCAGAGCAUUGCUCAAAUUGCGACGUAAUAAGCGGUAAAACGUUUUUCAAGAUUUUAUUUAAAGGUCAAUCGUGUGGUUACGUUAAGAUGUACGUUAACUGAUCACUAAUCAUUUACUAUAGAAAAGUUGAUGUAAAAAUAGGUGGUGGUAAUAGAGUGAGAGUCAUUUGAAGGUCACUUGGUUGAAGAGGCAACUAAGGUUUUUUGAAUGAUCGGUUAUUAUUGUGGGGGUCUAAAGUUAUAGGUCAAGGAUCGUAAGUCAUGUGAAUAAAUAGUGAGUCAAAAUGAUGGGGCCUACUUUUCAUGAGAAGUCUAAGAAAAACGACACUGAAGAUCGGAAUAGCGAUAAUCAAAUACCAUAAACCUUUGAUAAAAGCAGCGGUUUAUAAAGCAGCAGUUUAUGUAUAAUAGUAAAUAAUCAUGAAUGUAAUUUGUUUAUCUACGGAGUGUCUGCCUGACCGGUCUGUUUGUCAUGGGAUGUAGUAUAUCAUUCAACACACGACACAGUCACCGCGAAAGCAUUCAUAACAACUCUGGCCUAUUUGUCGAAAAAGGACGAAAAGCAGGCUAAUGCAAUGCAAGGAGAUUUAUUAGUUUGUCCGUUGAAACCGUAGUCAGACGGUAGUUAAAUAAUAACAGAAUGUGCCACAAUAUGGUAGACAAAUCGUUAUGCUGGGGGCGCGAAGUAAGCGUAUUGGGUACAAGAAUUACUGGAAUAUAAAUUGGUCAGGUUAUCGUGCACAUGCAUAAUAAGUUGCGAGGUAACUCGACUCUAUCGAAAUGACUUUUUUCCUCUAUUAUUUGUUUGUAAUCCGCCAAGCAUUUAUCUUUGGCACUUAACAUAGACUGUCUGCAGGAGUUUGACCCAAAAUCGCGCUACGUAUCUGCUCCAAAUGUAUGAUAUUACGUAUACACUUACAUUAUUAAAGGAAAUGCUGAAAAUAAUUAGCUAAUAAAUUAGACAUAUUUAUAUUAUACAUAGUGUCUUAAUAUCUAUUGACUACGUACGAUGUGGAAAAAUCAUUUCAACAGGGUAUCGUCACAGCUAUUAUUGUUGUCCAGUUACUUUGCGGUCCUCGCCUUACUCUAUAAUUAUUGACUGGGUCCAGAUAUUCUAGUUAUUUAAUUAUACUUCUCUAAAUUCAUCAUUCUGUUAAUUUUUAGCGUAAACUAAAGGAAGCUCGCGGCUUUGCACUUACGAUCCUUUAAUGAUGUAUGUGACCCGGUACUGAAAGGCUCUGUUACCUGGCUAUGACUGUCUUUUUCAAUUACUGUAACUCAGUUUGAAAGCUUUCGGCACAGCUCAUAUGGCGAGGUAGACAAUAUAGGGGUAACAAACUACAGUAUUUAGGUUAAGCGUUAUUAUUCUAUCAUAUGCUGUUUUCAUCAUAAUACUUUUUCGUCGAAAUCUUAUAUGCAAAAAUCACAGAAAUUACUUGAUUAAUUUUUCUUGAGAUGGUUAGCAUACACUUGUACGGAACUGGUGAGUACUAUUCUAAAGACGAUCAAUCAUUCCGCGGUUAAGGUAGGCUCGACAGCUCGAUCUGGUAUCAAUCUUUGACCAAUAGUUUAGUUUAUCACAUCAUAUACGAACUCCUACUCACUUUAGAUAAGAGGAUAAUAUUAUAAUGCGCGUACCAUAAAUAGUUAUAUAUUUAAACUAUAAAUAAAACGAAGAACACUAUUUUUUUCA
Varroa destructor (honeybee mite) is the source of this 6311-nucleotide messenger RNA. RefSeq names its product transportin-3-like. Gene Ontology annotation, cellular component: cytoplasm. Lineage: Eukaryota; Metazoa; Arthropoda; Arachnida; Mesostigmata; Varroidae. The record is from RefSeq and is a predicted model, not a curated record. Gene Ontology annotation, biological process: protein import into nucleus. Gene Ontology annotation, molecular function: small GTPase binding.